AUGCUUGUUCUAGUGUGGGUCUUCGGGCUUCUGGCGAUGGUGAUGUGUCAGCCAUUUUACGGCUUAGAGAAACAAAUUCUGUAUGGAUUUCAAGAUCCGGACGAGAUUCAGUGGAGACCAGAUGUGAGUUUUGACACUAUUCAAAAGAAUACUACCGUUUCCACAACGGAAUAUAAUCAGCGGCUGUCCUUGGUUCGAGCUAACCUGAAAUUGAGAGGAUAUUUAUUGAGUGACGCAAAUUAA
Messenger RNA from Angiostrongylus costaricensis, 243 nucleotides. NCBI's taxonomy places the organism in Eukaryota, Metazoa, Nematoda, Chromadorea, Rhabditida, Metastrongylidae. The record is from the annotation of a GenBank genome assembly.